AAAAGACCCCCAAUGUGAUUUUAAUCUUUUUCUUCUACUGCACCUCCCCCCACUAACCCAAUAAUAUUAUAUUGUAUUUUUGUUUUUCUGGCUUUCAUUUCAGUAAUUUUCCCCCAAAUCCGCUCUUCCUUCCAGUUCCGCCCUCCAUAAUCCAAUAGCAAUAAUGUUAGGCCAGGACAACGCGUCGGCGUCGGCGUCGUCGUCUGAUCCACAAGCACAAGCACAAGCACAAGCAGCGGUUCCGCUGAGCCGUUACGAGUCGCAGAAGCGGCGAGAUUGGAACACGUUCGGGCAGUAUCUGAAGAACCAAGCGCCAGCGGUUUCGUUGUCGGAGUGCAACUGUGGGCACGUACUUGAAUUUCUGAGGUACCUGGACCAGUUCGGGAAGACCAGGGUUCACUCACAUGGGUGUGUCUUUUUCGGACACCCCGACCCUCCGGCCCCUUGUCCUUGCCCCCUCAAGCAGGCCUGGGGCAGCCUCGACGCCCUCAUCGGCCGCCUACGCGCCGCCUACGAGGAGCACGGCGGCUCCUCUCACGCCAACCCUUUCGGCAACGGAGCCAUCCGCACCUACCUCCGAGAGGUCAAAGAGUGUCAAGCCAAAGCCAGGGGAAUCCCUUACCAGAAGAAAAAGAAGAAGAAGAAAAUCAUCAUCACAUCAAAAUCAAAUAAUAACCCCAACGAUGACACCUCUCCUUUGACCCAGAUGGCUUAAUUACUACUACAACUCAUUUUCCAUGGAAUUGAAAGGGAAAUUUGGAGAAUAUUUGCACGAUUCAAAAUGUGCGAAUAUACGGUGCUCGGAGUUGGUGCAAAGAAUUUAAAUGGUAUAAUUCUGGAUUUGAAUAAUCAUAAUCUAGGAUAUAUUGAGGCAGCAUAAUUAUAAUUAGGGGGUAUGAAAUAGGCCCUUAUUAUUAAUUAAUUCUACAUAUUUUGUAGCAAUGUCACAGGCACCUUCUUUCCGUUAGGCUAAAACAUCAAUUACUAUUAUUUACUAUUGUCUUUUACUGUCUUUUAAUAUUCAAAACCAGAAGGAGAUCAGAGCAUCCAAAUUUUAUCUUUUAA
Momordica charantia (bitter melon) is the source of this 1065-nucleotide messenger RNA. Its product is annotated as protein LIGHT-DEPENDENT SHORT HYPOCOTYLS 10. The record is from RefSeq and is a predicted model, not a curated record. Gene Ontology annotation, biological process: mRNA transcription; response to light stimulus. Gene Ontology annotation, cellular component: nucleus. Lineage: Eukaryota; Viridiplantae; Streptophyta; Magnoliopsida; Cucurbitales; Cucurbitaceae.